CCGGGCGCUGGGCUCCCUUCUGCCGGUCCCGCCCUCCGUCGCGGCGGCGCGGUGCACCCUGGGAUAGGGAGCGAUCUCCGAGCGAGGCAGCAAGAUGGACGCGGGAUUCUUCCGCGGGACAAGUGCGGAGCAGGAUAAUCGGUUCAGCAACAAACAGAAGAAACUCCUCAAGCAGCUGAAAUUUGCAGAAUGCCUAGAAAAAAAGGUGGACAUGAGCAGAGUAAACUUGGAGGUUAUAAAGCCUUGGAUAACAAAAAGAGUGACUGAGAUCCUCGGAUUCGAAGAUGAUGUUGUGAUUGAGUUUAUAUUCAACCAGCUGGAAGUGAAGAACCCAGAUUCCAAAAUGAUGCAAAUCAACCUGACUGGAUUUUUGAAUGGGAAGAAUGCUAGAGAAUUCAUGGGAGAACUGUGGCCCCUGCUGUUAAGUGCACAGGAAAACAUCGCCGGAAUCCCUUCUGCUUUCCUAGAGUUGAAGAAGGAAGAGAUAAAGCAGAGACAAAUCGAACAAGAAAAAUUGGCAUCUCUGAAAAAACAAGAUGAAGAUAAAGAUAAGAGGGAUAAGGAAGAAAAAGAAAGCAGCAGAGAGAAGAGGGAGCGGUCUCGCAGCCCAAGAAGACGCAAAUCCAGAUCUCCUUCCCCUAGAAGACGAUCUUCCCCUGUCAGGAGAGAGAGAAAGCGCAGUCACUCUCGAUCUCCCCGUCACAGAACCAAGAGCCGGAGCCCUUCACCUGCCCCGGAAAAGAAGGAGAAAUCUCCAGAGCUCCCAGAGCCGUCAGUGAGAAUGAAAGACUCUUCAGUACAGGAGGCCACAUCUACGAGUGACAUCCUGAAAGCUCCCAAGCCUGAGCCUGUACCAGAGCCCAAAGAACCGACUCCAGAAAAAAACUCCAAAAAGGAAAAGGAAAAGACUCGACCAAGAUCUCGGUCACGAUCCAAAUCACGGUCUCGCACCCGUUCUCGAUCACCUUCUCAUACUAGACCACGACGGCGACAUAGAUCCCGAUCGAGAUCAUACUCUCCUAGAAGGCGGCCAAGCCCAAGAAGACGACCAUCUCCCCGAAGAAGAACUCCACCAAGACGGAUGCCUCCUCCGCCAAGGCACAGGAGGAGUAGGUCUCCAGGGAGACGGAGGAGGCGUUCUUCUGCAUCACUCUCUGGAAGUAGCUCGUCCUCCUCUUCAUCUCGUUCCCGGUCACCGCCAAAGAAGCCUCCCAAGAGGACAUCCAGCCCUCCUCGGAAAACGCGUAGGUUGUCACCUUCGGCAAGUCCUCCACGGCGAAGGCACCGGCCAUCGUCUCCGGCAACUCCACCGCCCAAAACUCGCCAUUCCCCAACUCCCCAGCAGUCAAACCGUACAAGAAAAAGUCGUGUUUCUGUGUCUCCAGGAAGAACCUCUGGUAAAGUGACAAAACAUAAAGGUACUGAGAAAAGAGAGUCGCCUUCUCCAGCUCCUAAGCCUAGAAAAGUGGAGUUGUCUGAGUCUGAAGAAGACAAAGGCAGCAAAAUGGCUGCAGCUGAUUCUGUGCAGCAGAGGCGACAAUACAGACGACAGAACCAGCAGUCUUCAUCUGACUCUGGCUCCUCUUCCACCUCAGAAGAUGAGCGGCCCAAGAGAUCCCAUGUGAAGAAUGGUGAGGUAGGCAGGCGGCGGAGACAUUCCCCUUCUCGGAGUGCCUCUCCAUCACCUCGCAAGCGCCAAAAAGAGACUUCCCCUCGGAUGCAGAUGGGAAAGCGAUGGCAGUCACCAGGGACCAAAAGUAGUAGAAGGAGGAGAAGUCCCUCCCCACCUCCUGCCAGAAGGCGCCGAUCUCCUUCUCCAGCCCCUCCUCCUCCUCCCCCGCCUCCUCCUCGGCGGCGCAGAUCUCCUACACCCCCACCACGACGAAGGACCCCUUCUCCUCCCCCACGCCGCCGCUCUCCGUCUCCAAGAAGAUACUCCCCCCCCAUCCAGAGGAGAUAUUCUCCUUCCCCACCUCCUAAGAGGAGAACUGCCUCACCUCCACCCCCGCCCAAGCGAAGGGCGUCACCAUCUCCUCCACCAAAGCGCCGGGUUUCCCACUCUCCACCUCCUAAACAAAGAAGCCCCCCAGUCACCAAGAGACGCUCACCCUCCUUAUCUUCAAAGCAUAGGAAAGGGGCGUCCCCAGGCCGCUCCACCCGGGAGGCCCGGUCACCACAACCAAACAAACGCCAUUCGCCCUCACCACGGCCUCGGGCUCCUCAGACCUCAAGCCCUCCCCCUGUACGAAGAGGAGCUUCAGCGUCACCCCAAGGAAGGCAGUCCCCAUCUCCAAGUACUAGGCCUAUUAGGAGAGUCUCCAGGACUCCGGAGCCCAAAAAGAUAAAAAAGGCCGCCUCACCAAGCCCUCAGUCCGUAAGAAGGGUUUCAUCCUCCAGAUCUGUCUCUGGAUCUCCUGAACCAGCAGCUAAAAAGCCUCCAGCACCUCCCUCUCCUGUGCAGUCUCAAUCACCCUCCACAAACUGGUCACCUGCAGUACCAGCCAAGAAGGCUAAAAGCCCAACACCAAGCCCGUCCCCUGCCAGGAAUUCUGAUCAAGAAGGAGGUGGAAAGAAAAAGAAGAAGAAGAAGGACAAGAAACACAAGAAGGAUAAGAAACACAAGAAGCACAAAAAACACAAGAAGGAGAAGGCUGUGGCCGUAGCCACCCCAGCUCCUGCCGCCCCUGCAGCUGUUUCUGCCGCUGCCACCACAUCAGCACAGGAAGAGCCUGCAGCAGCACCAGAGCCCAGGAAGGAGACUGAGAGUGAAGCUGAGGAUGACAACCUUGACGACUUAGAGAGGCACCUACGGGAGAAGGCCCUGCGGUCCAUGCGGAAGGCUCAAGUGUCCCCACAGUCCUAAGCGGACAUGUUUGUUAUGUUGUAAAUUUUAUUUGGUUUGUACUCAAUUCAAUUUCAAAAUUGCUAAAAUGUGUUUGAGCUUUAGACUAUAACAUUUGUUGUAAUAAUUGCUAGGUUGAAGUUCACCAUGUUUAAAAAAGGGGGGGGGCAUGGAUUUACAUUACAAAGGUGUCCACAGUGCAUUAGUGACAUUCUUCCAUUGACAUUUAGAGUGACAUAUUUUAAGCCAAAAAAAAAAAAAUCUCUUUUUUAAAAAAGGGGGUUUGAAUAUUGUUGGCAUUCUUGUGGUUUCUUUAAAAGCCCUUGCCUCUCCCGAGAGGUUGUUUUUUUUUUUUUUU
Apodemus sylvaticus (European woodmouse) is the source of this 3200-nucleotide messenger RNA. It is a transcript of the gene Srrm1, whose product is annotated as serine and arginine repetitive matrix 1. The record is from RefSeq and is a predicted model, not a curated record. The transcript is spliced from 18 exons. Gene Ontology annotation, biological process: mRNA processing; regulation of mRNA splicing, via spliceosome. Gene Ontology annotation, cellular component: spliceosomal complex. Gene Ontology annotation, molecular function: RNA binding. Bases 95 to 2863 code for a protein of 922 amino acids. Lineage: Eukaryota; Metazoa; Chordata; Mammalia; Rodentia; Muridae.